Molecule: messenger RNA, 360 nt
Organism: Knipowitschia caucasica
Lineage: Eukaryota; Metazoa; Chordata; Actinopteri; Gobiiformes; Gobiidae
Source: the annotation of a GenBank genome assembly
AUGAAAACACAGCUGCUGCGGAGAAAUGAAGGCGGAGCGGGAAACAACACGCACAAAGUAAAGUCAAUCCCGCAACACUUGCUCUGUGUUCUCCACGCCCCGUGUGGGGCUGUGCUGGACUUUGGCUGCUUUCAGAGCACUUCUCGCAGACUUGUGAGCUCGUCCCGACACGCACUAUCACAUCUCUCUCGCUCGCCUCACCAGGCCGGGGUUUCUCCUCUACUCCUCCCCUUUCACUUUCUCCUCCUUCUCUUCUGUCCCUCCAGCAAAUCAAUACAGAAUCAACCAAACCCUGCAAGCGGAAAACCCGCCCCCACCCGCCUCCACCCGCCGUACAAACUGAAACAAAUACUUGACUGA